AUGCCCAUUUUGUGCCCACUGGGCACCCCGCUGACCCCCCCCGCCCGCCCCAGGGUGCAGCUGGCCGUCAACCGCCGCACCGAGGAAGCCGUGGCCGUGAAAAUCGUGGACAUGAAGCGAGCGGCCGACUGCCCAGAGAACAUCAAGAAGGAAAUCUGCAUCAACAAGAUGCUCAACCAUGAGAACGUCGUCAAAUUUUACGGGCACAGGCGGGAAGGUGCCACGCAAUACCUCUUCCUGGAGUACUGCAGCGGCGGCGAGCUCUUCGACCGCAUCGAGCCGGAUAUCGGGAUGCCGGAGCCAGAGGCACAGCGUUUCUUCCAGCAGCUGAUCGCCGGCGUGGUCUAUCUGCACAGCAUCGGCAUCACCCACCGUGACCUGAAGCCGGAGAACCUGCUGCUGGAUGAGCGAGAUAACCUGAAAAUCUCUGAUUUUGGCUUGGCCACCGUCUUCAAGCACAACGGCCGGGAGCGGCUGCUCAACAAGAUGUGCGGCACCCUGCCCUACGUGGCCCCCGAGCUGCUGCGGCGCCCCGAGUUCAGGGCUGAGCCCGUCGACGUCUGGGCUUGCGGCGUGGUGCUGACCGCCAUGCUGGCCGGAGAACUGCCCUGGGACCAGCCCAGCGAUAGCUGCCAGGAAUACAGCGACUGGAAGGAGAGAAAAACCUACCUCCCACCUUGGAAGAAGAUCGAUUCAGCACCCUUAGCUUUGCUGCACAAGAUCCUGACGGAGAGCCCGACGGCGAGGAUCACCAUCCCCGACAUCAAGAAGGACCGGUGGUACAGCAAACCCCUCAAAAAGGGCGUCAAGCGGGCUCGCAUGUCCUCGGGGGGGGUUGCUGACUCCCCUGGUGGCUUCUCCAAGCACGUCCGAUCCGAUAUGGACUUCUCGCCGGUGAAGAGCAUGCUCGGCGAGGAGAAAGCAAGCUACUCCACGUCCCAACCGGAGCCCGGCACCGGCGGGACGCUCUGGGAGAGCGGGGCGGCCAGCAUCGACAAACUCGUGCAGGGCAUCAGCUUCUCCCAGCCCGCCUGCCCCGACCACAUGCUGGUCAACAGCCAGCUCCUCGGCACCCCAGGCUCUUCCCAGAGCCCGUGGCAGCGGCUGGUGAAGCGGAUGACGCGCUUCUUCACCAAACUGGACGCUGACGGCUCGUACCGCGCCCUGAAAGAGGUCUGUGAGAAGAUGGGGUACGGCUGGAAGAAAAGCUGCACGAACCAGGUCACCAUCUCGACCACGGACAGGAGGAACAACAAACUCAUCUUCAAGGUGAACCUGGUGGAGAUGGAGAGCAAGAUUUUGGUGGACUUUCGCCUCUCCAAGGGCGACGGCCUGGAGUUCAAGAGACAUUUCCUGAAAAUCAAGGGCAAGCUCAGCGACAUCGUCAGCACCCAGAAAGUCUGGCUGCCCGCCACCUGA
This is a messenger RNA of Haliaeetus leucocephalus (bald eagle), 1419 nucleotides long. It is a transcript of the gene CHEK1, whose product is annotated as checkpoint kinase 1. The coding region runs from base 1 to 1419 and encodes 472 amino acids. Gene Ontology annotation, molecular function: ATP binding; protein serine/threonine kinase activity. The record is from RefSeq and is a predicted model, not a curated record. Lineage: Eukaryota; Metazoa; Chordata; Aves; Accipitriformes; Accipitridae. Gene Ontology annotation, biological process: protein phosphorylation; mitotic G2 DNA damage checkpoint signaling. Gene Ontology annotation, cellular component: nucleus; cytoplasm; site of double-strand break. The transcript has 11 exons.